GACAACGCGCUCUCCGGAGCUCCCGGUGGAUCGGCUGAUGGAGGGCGGGAUGGCCGCUGAACAUGAGCACUAACGGAACCAGCUGCUCCGGGAGCGGGAGCGGCAGCUGCUCGGUCCAUGUCCCCGCCAUGGAGAGAGCCCGGCCGGUCACGGUGACGGUGUCCUCCGUGAGCCUGGCUCUCAGCGUGCUGUCUCUGCUGCUGCUGGUCACCGCCAUCUCCACCGAUCACUGGUACGAGACCGACACCCGCAGACACAAAGACAACUGCGACCGCGCCGGAGCCGAGUCCAACGACCAGAAGAACCGAGACAUGCCCAUCUACCACCUCCCGCUGGUGGACACGGGCAGCGGAGGAGCCCGGCAGCGAGACGUGGCGCUGAUGAAGCCCGUUCAUGUGGGCAGCAGAGAAGAGGAGCUGUUGGAAAACUGGAGGGCGAUCCUGGGGAUGGGCAUCCUGGAAACCGAGUGUGGCCGCCCGCUGUUCUCCACUCACUACGGCCUGUGGCGGAAGUGUUACUUCAAGAGGAUAGACCCGGACAUCGACAAGCUCAUAGACAGAGGUAUCGCUGACCGCUGCACUGCUGUGAAGUAUCAUUUCUCUCAGCCUAUCAGGUUGAGGAACAUCCCUCUGAAUCUGACCAGGACAAUUCAACAGGAUGAGUGGCACCUGCUGCGUGAGCCAAUCACAGACACUGAUUACACAUAA
Molecule: messenger RNA, 707 nt
Organism: Cheilinus undulatus (humphead wrasse)
Lineage: Eukaryota; Metazoa; Chordata; Actinopteri; Labriformes; Labridae
Gene: tmem178
Product: transmembrane protein 178
Exons: 2
Coding region: 63-707 (214 amino acids)
Biological process (GO): regulation of cytosolic calcium ion concentration; negative regulation of osteoclast differentiation
Cellular component (GO): endoplasmic reticulum membrane
Source: RefSeq, a predicted model, not a curated record